GAUGUAUGCUGGCCAGGGUGAUGGAGCUGGAGGAGGUGUUCGGAUCUGCAAGGAAUCGAGAGGGUCUGCACGGGAUCGAAAGGGAGGGGCGUUCGGAUCUGCAAGGAAUCGAGAGGGUAACGCCGAGACUGGUUUUUGGUCGAUAUCGAAAAAAAAAAGCAAAGCAGCAACGACAGUGCAAGAUCGUCCUCGCUCCGAUUUUUGGAACAAGCUUGCAGCUCCAGUUGCGGUCAUGAAAAAAGCAUGUGGUUAGGGAUACGUGGAGUUUGGAGAACUGGAGCGUAUACGAGGUCUAGGUACUAGACGACUAACAAACGACUAACAAACAGGGGAGACAAGCUCCUGGUGGAGGCAAGUGAACGUCGGUGGAGAACAAGGGGCCAAGGAAGGAUGAUAGAAGAAAUCACGCACUACACACUACUCACCAGGCAUAUUGGGCAAUCUACUUCUGCUGGGCAUUGUUUAUGUGAAAUGUGAAACAAUCCUAUAAGAAAAAGGCGAGC
Amoebophrya sp. A25 is the source of this 503-nucleotide messenger RNA. Lineage: Eukaryota; Dinophyceae; Syndiniales; Amoebophryaceae. The record is from the annotation of a GenBank genome assembly.